Molecule: messenger RNA, 1417 nt
Organism: Prorocentrum cordatum
Lineage: Eukaryota; Dinophyceae; Prorocentrales; Prorocentraceae
Source: the annotation of a GenBank genome assembly
AGCCAUUUUGGCUCAAGUGGGCUCAAGCUCGAGGCAGGUUCCAUCCAGGACUCAUCGAAGAGAUAAAAGCGAGCAGAGGGCAUGUCUGGGGCGCCGGAGAAGAAGCAGAAGGUCGGGGGCGCCGGCUUGGACUGGGGCGGCCUCUUCUUCUCGCAGCACGACACUUACUGCUUUGUCAAGUACACAUGGAAGGACGGCGAGUGGGACAAAGGAGAAUUGCAGUCCGACUUCCACAUGAAGCUCCACGUGAUGGCAAACGUUUUGCACUACGGCCAGGCUGUUUUCGAAGGGCAGAAGAUCUUUCACUGUAAGGACGGCAAGGUGGUUGUUUUCAACGACAAGGCCAACUACGACAGGCUCAUGCGUGGCUGCUCGCGUCUGGGCAUGCCGGCGAUGCCGCAGGCGAUGUUCCACGAGGCCAUCGACAGGGCCGUCAUCGCGAACCUGGACUUCGUGCCGCCGUACGGCAGCAACGGUGCCCUGUACGCCCGCCCCGUCUUCUUCGGCAGCGGGCCGCAGCUGGGCCUGGGGCCGAGCAACGAGUUCACGUUCGCGGUCGUCGUUGCCCCCGUCGGCUCGUACUACAAGACCGCUGGCCUCACGCCGAUCCCGUGCAAGGUCAUCGACGAGUACGACCGCGCUGCCCCAGCCGGAGUCGGCGCCAUCAAGUGCGCCGGCAACUACGCUGCGGACAUCGUGCCCUCCAAGGAGGCCAAGGCCGCGGGCUUUCCCAUCGGGCUGUACCUGGACGCCAAGGAGCACAAGUACAUCGAGGAGUUCAACACCUCGAACUUCGUCGCCAUUACAGCGGAUGGCAAGUACCUGACCCCAGACUCGCACUCCGUGCUGGGGUCGGUCACGAACAUGUGCCUCGAGCAGCUGGCGAAAGACAUCGGCCUCACCGUGGAGCGGCGCAGGAUCGAUUUCGACGCGGAGGUCAGCACCUUCAAGGAAGUCGGGGCAGUAGGCACGGCUGUGAUCAUCACCCCGAUUGCCACCAUCACGAGGGGCGAGAAGGUGCACACCUUCGGCGCCCCCGAGACCCUGCAGAAGCUCCACGACCUCGUGCGCGCCGUGCAGGUCAAGGACGUGGAAGACAAGCACGGCUGGCUGCGGGAGAUUGCCGUGCCCGCGUAGGGCGCAGGAGCGUAGGGGUAGGACGGGCCGUUGCGCGGCACCCGUUAGGUGCAGAACCUUACAGCGCGGACCACAAGCUCCUGUGUGUCGCUAGGGACUCGAGGGCGCAAACCAAAGAUCUUCCCCAUGGUUUGAAGGGUUGCAAUGUUUUCGCUGCGCCAGGCUGCCGACGCUCUGAGACUGGCCAGGAUGGAUCCCGGAAGGGGUUCCAGGGACACGUUUCGGACGGGGAUUGGCUCGGGGCGGGGCGAGGAGGGUGGCCCAGAGAGGCACCCCGUCU